Molecule: messenger RNA, 939 nt
Organism: Colletotrichum truncatum
Lineage: Eukaryota; Fungi; Ascomycota; Sordariomycetes; Glomerellales; Glomerellaceae
Product: nadph-dependent alpha-keto amide
Molecular function (GO): oxidoreductase activity, acting on NAD(P)H as acceptor
Source: RefSeq, a predicted model, not a curated record
AUGAACUCAAUUCUGUCAACUUUCAAGCCUGAUGCCUCUGGUACGCCCCCGAAGCAGAUGCCAUACAUUCCCUGGCUGAAGCUAAAUGAUGGCAAUGAGAUCCCUAUGCUUGCAUAUGGAUUGGGCACUGCCAACUACAAGUCUGGCGGCGCUGGAUUCGAUGAGAAGAUUGUCGACAACACCGUCACAGCCAUCAAACUCGGUUAUCGUCAUCUAGACGGCGCAGAAGUCUAUGGCAAUGAGGAGGAGCUCGGCGCAGCGAUCAAGAAGGCUGGCGUCCCAAGAGAGAAACUGUUUGUCACGGCCAAGAUCGCCGGAAACAAGAAGCAGAACACCGAAGAGGCCUUCGCUCGCACGUUGGAGAAACUCGGUCUUGAAUAUGUUGACCUGUACCUGAUUCAUGCCCCCUUUUUUGCCGACUCCGACGAGGAGCUUCAGCAGAAAUGGGCCGACUUUGAGGCUAUCAAGGAGUCUGGCCGGGCCAAGUCUAUCGGUGUCUCAAACUUCCUGCAGUCUCACCUCGAAGCCAUCCUGAAGACGGCUAAGAUCCCCCCUGCGAUCAACCAGAUCGAGUAUCAUCCUCACCUCCAACAUGGUGACUUGCUGGACUUCCAUCGCAAGAACAACAUUGCUGUUUCAGUCUAUGCCCCCUUGACACCGAUCACAGCUAAUAUUGAGAGCCCAGUCAGGACUAUCUGGGCCAAUCUUUCCAAGAAGUAUGGCGUCAGUGAGUCCAUUAUCGGACUCCGAUGGUGUAUCGAUCAAGGUCUGGUCACUAUUACGACCUCGUCAAAGGAAGAAAGAUUGCAGAGUUACCUGAAUCAUCUUCCUGCUAUCAAACUGACACCGAGGGAGGUGAGCGAGAUCGCAGAGGCUGGAAAGUCUAAACAUUUCCGAGGCUUCUGGAAGAACAAGUUUGACCCUGAGGACACUCGUUAA